Adineta ricciae is the source of this 2892-nucleotide messenger RNA. The record is from the annotation of a GenBank genome assembly. NCBI's taxonomy places the organism in Eukaryota, Metazoa, Rotifera, Eurotatoria, Adinetida, Adinetidae.
AUGACAACAAAUCAACAAGCAACAUCAACACCAACAGUACAUCAUGCAAUUGUGAAAUCGAUCUUCUCCGGUGAUACACUUGUUGUUAAACCAUUAUCACGAGCAGCAGCGAAUGAAGCUGAACAACGAAUUUCCCUGAAUUAUAUCAUCGCACCGAAACUGGCACGACCACCAACGGAUACCAGCGCCGGAGGACCAUCUGCCGAUGAACCUUAUGCGUUCGAAACACGCGAAUUCUUACGUAAAAAAUUAGUUGGCCAAGAAAUUUGUUACACAGUCGAUUUUCAAAUUCCUCAAAGCAAUCGAUUGAUGUGUACGGUCUAUCUUGGCAAAGAUAAAGAAACAGGUGAAAAUAUCAUCGAAUCACUCUUAUCCGAAGGUCUCGUCGAAUUACGACAACCAUCGGGACAACGUGCAAACGACACGAAAUAUCAACGCCUAGUGAUUAUCGAUGAACAAGCUAAAAGUAACAAACGUGGCCGCUAUUCUGACCAACUCGCUGAAGUUCAUGUUCGAAAUAUGAAAUGGUCUUUAGAGAAUCCAAAACAAUUCGUUGAUGAGCAUAAAUCCCAGCCACCAUUGGAUGCUAUUGUUGAAUUUGUUCGCGAUGGUAACACAGUGCGUUGCCUUCUUCUACCAUCGUACUAUUUAGUAACCGUUCAAAUUGCGGGUAUCAAAUGUCCGAUGUUAAAACGCGAAGGAAGUUCAACAAAUGAAACAAACGAACCGUUCGCUGAAGAAGCUAAGCAAUACGUUGAUACGCGUUUGUUACAGCGACAAGUGAAAGUUAUUUUAGAUGGUGUUAACAAUCAAAAUUUAGUCGGCACGCUAUUGCAUCCCAAUGGAAAUAUUGCUUUACAUCUCUUGAAAGAAGGUUUAGCUAAAUGUGUUGAUUGGAGUUUAACUUUAUUACAGCCAGGAUGGAGAGAAAAGUAUCGCGCAACAGAAAAAUAUGCCAAAGAUAACCGAUUGAGAAUCUGGAAAAACUACGUUGCACAAGCAGGACAUACUGAUAAUGAUAGUCAUGCUAGUAAUGAAGCAGGUGUUACAUCAUCCAACGGCAAAUCUUCUGAUCCAUCAUUGAAAGGAUAUCAAGCCAAAGUUUUAGAAGUCAUCAAUGGUGAUGCACUGACCAUUCGUGAUUUACGUGAUAACAAAGUUCGAAAGAUUUACCUUUCAUCUGUUCGUGCGCCACGUGCUGCUGAUCUUCAAAAGAAUGAUGAAAACAAUCCAAAUGCCAAUCGUCAACAAAUCAAACGUCCACUCUACGAAAUUCCAUACCUAUUCGAAGCACGUGAAUUAUUACGUAAACGUUUGAUCGGUAAAACUGUUCGUGUAGUGACUGAUUAUGUUCAAGCAGCAAGUAAUGACUUUCCCGAAAAGAUUUGUUGUACUGUUUACGCUGGUAAUGUUAAUCUUGGUGAAGCCUUAAUUUCCAAAGGUUUAGCUAAAACUGUACGUCAUCGACAAGACGAUGAACAGCGAUCAUCUCACUACGAUGAUCUCCUCACUGCUGAACAACAAGCAGAAAAACGGGCAGUGGGCCUAUUUUCAAACGGUAACGGUCUUCAACGUAUUGUCGAUAUGACUGGAGAUUCCAAUAAAGAACGAGCCAAAGGUUUAUUGAAUGUUCUUCAACAAAAAGGUCGUAUGGAAGGUGUUGUCGAAUUCGUUGCUAGUGGCUCCCGAUUCCGUGUACAUUUACUGAAAGACAACUGGAUUAUUUCAUUCAUUUUGUCGUCAAUUAGCUGUCCACGAGGUGAACGACGUGUACCUGUAGGUGGAAAUUCACAACAGCAAAAAGUGGAACCUGCUGAACCAUUUGGUGCCGAAGCUUUAACUUUCUCAAAAGAACAUUUCUUACAACGAGAUGUUUUUGUUGAAAUCGAAAGUAUGGAUCGUGGUGGUAGCUUUAUUGGUCGUUUAAGUACUGCCGAUGGUCAUUCAGCUGCUUUGAUGCUUGUUCAAGCUGGUCUUGCUAAAGUACAUGAUUCUGCUUAUGGUACACCACUCUACAAACAAUUGCUCGAAGCUGAAGACAAAUGCCGCAAAGAACGCGUUGGCGUUUGGACUAACUAUGAAGAACCAACACCAAAAGACGAUGAAGACAAUGAAGGAGAAAAUAACCCUGAAGGUGGUCAAGAAGAAGCUGUGUUGGGUCCAGCUCCAAUCAAUUUUAAUGAUUCACGAUUCCGUCGAGUAGUUGUUACCCAUGUUACAAGUGACUUGAAACUCUACGUGCAAUAUUCUGAACAAGGACCGAAAGUUGAACAAUUACAAUCCGAAUUACGCGACAUCUUCAGUCAAACGAAACCAGUCGGUGGACACGUAGUGAAGAAAGGAGAAUUAUUAGCUGCACGCUAUACUGCUGAUAACGAAUGGUAUCGUGCACGUGUCGAAAAAAUUGAAAACAACAAUCGCGUGUCUGUUUACUUUAUCGACUAUGGAAACCGAGAAGUUAUCAGCGAUUCAAGUCGAUUUACAACACUACCACCUGGCUUUUCACAAUUACCGGCACAAGCUCAUGAAUGCGACAUUGCUUAUGUCCGACCACCACCAGAUGAAGACGAUCGUGAAGAAGCUAAAAACGCCUUACUCGGUGAAAUCGGCAAUGACGAAUGUUUAAUGAGAGUUGAAUAUCGCCAAAACAACAGUGAACACGUAUCACUCUAUCGUGCUAGCAACAAAGAAAAUAUCAUCAAAACUUUAGCUGAACAAGGUCUCAUCGUUGUUGGUCAAGGUCGUGGUGGUCGUCCAGCGCGUCCAACGCCUCUAUACGACGAGUUACAACAAGCACAAGCAAAAGCAAAAUCGUCUCGUGUGGGUCUCUGGCAAUAUUCGGAUCAAAUCGAAGAUGAUGCCACUGAAUUCGGCUUCAAUGGACGCAAAUAA